Messenger RNA from Fopius arisanus, 3950 nucleotides. RefSeq lists its product as uncharacterized. The record is from RefSeq and is a predicted model, not a curated record. Lineage: Eukaryota; Metazoa; Arthropoda; Insecta; Hymenoptera; Braconidae. The transcript is spliced from 6 exons. The coding region runs from base 160 to 1395 and encodes 411 amino acids.
UCACGCUGUGCUGUGUUCUUAAAACUGUGUUAAUUGUGUUGCGUUAAUGUUAAACCAAAAUAAUUUUUAAAAAACCGUAGCAGAAGGAUCAACUCCAAAAUUGCUGCAGAGAAUUAUUUUCAACAGCCUGCUAUUCGACAACACUUACUAUAUCAGUUCAUGCUGGACGACACGGAUUUUAAAACAGUGGUCAAGGCAUAUGAGACGGAGGGGAGUUUAAAUAAAAUCAGUAGGAACUUACUGUCUCGUACAAUUCUGAAGAAGGAAAAGGAUAGGCAGUUCGAUCAGGUGUAUCGAGAGCAGAGAGUGACGUAUCUGCAUUCGUUUCGUGUCACCAAAAAUCAAUUUCAGAAUUGGGCGACACAGAUUAGUGAACUUUUUCUUGGAGAAAAUCCACGGGUCUAUUAUAGACCUCAUGUGAGCGUGAAUGGAAAAAAAAUACCACCAGGAGGUAUCUUGUACGAACACUGGGAUUACCUAAAGAGACGACUGAGAAGUAAGGGGUUAUUAUCACCUGCCAGACCCCCCCUAAAUGCAGUGGCUGUCCCUCGACCUCUACUUGAGAAUGCAAAUGAAGCAGUGCACUGGCUCCAGAGUCAUGACGGUCCACCUGAUGAAGUAAAAGAAAACUGGACAAUAUCGUAUGCUGCUCGCCAACAACGUCUUGCGGAAGGCUGUACUGUGCAUCAAUAUUACACGGAGUUUCCAUGUUUAAAAGUUGCAUUGGGAGCAGGAUUGCUUCAGGCUGAUUUUGAUACUUUGCAUCCUAAUCGAGCAAAUGAGUUAUUCGAUCGUUGGGAGACGAUCAGACCUCACAUUGCUACUUCAUUGCAACAGUGCAAUUAUCUCAGUGAUAAUGAUCAACUAUUGUUGACUAAUCUACCACAACUAUUGAUACACAAUCGCGAUGCUGUGAUUAUUUAUUUACUCCCAUACCUAAUACGCCCUGCAUCCAACAAUAGACAACUUCAAGGGGGGGGACGCCUAACUCACGAAGAGCGAAAAGAAUCAUUCAUCAUCCAUGUUCAGACUGCAGCUGAAAUAAUUCCUGCUUUGCAAAGACAGAGAGCAGCUCUUCAAGCAGCUGGAUUAUCAAUGCAGCCAAUGCCGGUUAUCGUGGGGCAAGUGGACAAUUUGCAAGCCACUUAUGUUUAUGUUCAUGAUUCGCUGGACAACCCAACAAUUUAUGCAGUGGACUCGAUUGUGCAUGCCAUUGACCUAAGUUUUAAGAUUUUUUUCGCUCUACAUUGUCGUUACCCAGCACGAGCACAUGCUGUAUGGUUGUUCCUUCAAAAAGGAUUAUAUAACAUUCACACUUCCCAUGAUUACCCAUGCCCUAGGUCUGUAGAAGUACUCCUUGGUCAAAUUGAAAUGUGGAUGGCGGAAGCUCAAUAGCCUCCUGCUCUUUUCUUGAGCUCGUUUAUUUGUUUCGGUUUUAUAUUCAUUUUACAAUGUUUACCUGCAGCAAAUGUCAUUUAAACAUGACCGAUCGGCAUGACUAUUUACGACAUAUAAAAAUUGGUCAUUUCGGGCUCACGAAAUUUCCCUGUGGGUUCCCAUCAUGUCAUCGGAUUUUGAGAUCUGUUGGAGCACUCAGAGCACAUAUCAGAUAUAAGCAUGAAAAUAAUAAACCAAUAGAUCUUCCCAAAAACAAAAGAAAAACGUGGAAACCCAAAUUAAAAAAUACACGUAAGGUAACACCCAAGAUUUUUCAUGUCACCAGUCCUUGUAAACCUUCAAACGCAGAUACCACGCGUGAAACUGAAAAUAUGAUAAUUUCCCCUGAAAAUUGCCUCGAAAGUUGCACUCCAUCAGUUAAUUCUCAGGCAGAAAUAUCGCAUGGCAUGAGAUUUGCUGCAAAGUUUUAUGAUUAUCCCGAUAUAGCCAGAAUACGUUCUAACGAAAUAAUUAAUGACACUUCAAAAUUAUUAAAUGAUUCACUAGGGGGACUGGAACAUGAUAUUUUAAAAGUUCUUGAGGAGGAUGGUGUGAAAAUGAAUACAAAAGAAAAAAUUAAAAAGUUAUGUACUGAGCGUCGUAAUGUUCUCGAUAAUUUUAAGACUGAAUAUUUAUGUUUGAACAGUUUUGAGAAACUUGGAACCUACAUUUCACCUCAAACAUAUCUUCUAGGAGAGAGGAAUGAUUAUGUCUCUCAAACAGGAUUGAGGAAACUCAAAAGAAUUCCUGUAACUGCUCAAGUUAUACCUCUUCGUAAAUCAUUGAAGAAAUUUCUAGAACAACCUCUAAUUUUGGAUGAAACUCUGAAUUACCUAAAUAUGUUGAGAGCUGAUAAUUGUAUCAUCAGUAAUUUCGUGCAAGGACAACUAUGGAGAGAACUGAGCAGUCAGGAUGGAGAUAGAAUAGUAUUACCGUUAAUUAUUUAUUCAGAUGAUUACGAAAAUAAUAACGUAUUGGGAUCCCAUAAAGGAAUUUCGAAGUGUUGUGCUGUGUAUGCAUAUAUUCCAUGUCUCCCCCCUCGAUUCGUGUCCAAACUUGAGAAUAUCCUAUUAUUCGUCCUAUUCAACACUUUAGAUCGAAAAUAUGUGAAUGACAAAGUAUUAAUGUCAGCAGUGGAGGAUGAAUUAAAAUUCCUCGAGCAAGUCGGUAUUGAGGUCGAAUGUAGAUCAGGGAAGCAGAUUAUAUUUUUCAGAUUAGCUCUUAUAACGGGAGAUAAUUUGGGUUUGCAUAGCUUACUGGGUUUUAGUCAGAGUUUCAACCACAAAAGAUUUUGUCGUUUCUGUCUGUGCCAUAAAAAUGAAAUCCAUAGAAUUACACACGAAAAUCAGGUUCAAUUACGAAAUAUAAAUAAUUACGAGGCUGAAUUGAAACAAAAUGAUUCGACUCUCACUGGGAUAAUCGCAAAAUGUCAAUUACAGAGCGUGGGGGGAUUUCAUCCCGUAAAAAAUUUAUAUGUAGACAAUACACAUGAUAUUCUGGAGGGUGUUUGUCGUUAUGAUCUAGCUCUCAUACUGAAUUAUUUUAUUAAAACGAAAAAAAUUUUUGAUUUGACCAAUUUGAACGAGCGUUUACGAGGUUUCAAUUAUGGUAGUGUAAAAAAUGUCCCAGCUGAAAUAACUUCAAUGCACCUUACAAACAAAGCAAUUAUAAUGUCAGCGAGCGAAAUGUUAACAUUAGUAAGAUACUUACCAUUAAUAAUUGCACAUAAAAUACCCGAAAAAGAUGAUGUUUGGCAAUUAUUAUUGUCACUCAAGGAAAUUAUCGACAUCGUCACCAGCUAUGAUGUUGACAAUGAUUGCUGGCAAGUUUUACAAGUAAAAAUCGAUGAAUAUUUACGAUUGCUAGGUCGGAUAUUUCCUCGUUGUUUUAAACCAAAGCAUCAUUUCUUGGUGCAUUAUCCUCAGGUGAUGUUCCUGUGUGGUCCUUUGGGAAAAAUAUCCACCAUAAGGUGUGAAGGAAAACACAGAGAAGGAAAAAUCACGUCGAAAACAUCGAUUAGUCGCGUCAAUGUUUGUAAAACCAUUGCUAUUAAACAUCAGCUAAGGUUUAAUUAUCGACUUAUCAACAAAUGUAUUCCUACAAAACUAGAGUAUGAAGAAAAUUCAAUUAGAGAGAUUGAAAUGAUUUGUACUCAUGGUUUCCACGACAUAAGGUCACUUUCAACUUUUUUUGAUAAACCACCUCAAACUAUAAUACCCACGGUAAAAAAAAUAAAAAUUGAAGAGUACGAGAUUCAGAAGCGCGAUAUUAUUGCGAUUGCUUAUGAAGAUGGUCUUCUAUUUUAUCAGGUUGAUACUAUUAUAAUCGACGAAACCGGGGAUGAUUGUAUAAUUAUAACAAAAUUGUUACAUAAUAUUUUUUUGGAUGAGUUUACUCAAGCAUACAAACUCGGAGGAAUGGAGUAUUCGUGGACAAUUUUACAUUCUAAGCAUGUGAAGGAAGCAUUCAUUACAAAACUAGUUCGCUCAGUUCACGGAAAAUAUAUACUAAAA